AUGUUUGAGGCACUGUAUCCGCACCCCGAGGACCGGCUACAGCUACGGCUGCACCGUGCCCGGUCGGUGAUCCUGACCUCGGAAGAACUUGUGGAGAUCCGUGCUGCCCAGCGCACGUUCGAGGGUGCCUACAUGCGCACGGCGCUGUCGCAGUUCUCCUUUGCGCUCGUUGUGCUCAAGAUCUUUACUGCCGAGUUCUAUGCCAUUGGCGCGCUCUUUGCUGUCUACGGCGCGGCUGUCAUGCUCGUUGCCAUCUACCGCCGGUACGAGGGCAACCGGCAGUUUUUCAGCACCCAGGAGGAGGCCAAGGAGGAGGACAACAGCCAUGGCGACUACUACGACGAGACGGUCGACGGCGAGCAGCCGGGCCAAGCAAGCACAACAGGCGCGGCCCACCUCUUCCAGCAGCCGCACAUGACGCACUCCGGCCACCGCAGCACAGUCUACACGCGCAUGGUCACGAAGAAGAAGUUCCGCACGAGCGGCAACAGCGUGGCCAUGUUGAGCUUGUUGAGCAUUUCUGCGUACAUUACGUUGAUUGUGCUGCUGUGGCGGUUGCAGGACUGA
This is a messenger RNA of Sporothrix schenckii 1099-18, 567 nucleotides long. RefSeq lists its product as uncharacterized. The transcript has 3 exons. NCBI's taxonomy places the organism in Eukaryota, Fungi, Ascomycota, Sordariomycetes, Ophiostomatales, Ophiostomataceae. Bases 1 to 567 code for a protein of 188 amino acids. The record is from RefSeq and is a predicted model, not a curated record.